This is a messenger RNA of Gadus morhua (Atlantic cod), 7156 nucleotides long. RefSeq names its product poly (ADP-ribose) polymerase family, member 4 (gene parp4). The coding region runs from base 125 to 6727 and encodes 2200 amino acids. The transcript is spliced from 32 exons. Gene Ontology annotation, cellular component: cytoplasm. Gene Ontology annotation, molecular function: NAD+ poly-ADP-ribosyltransferase activity. NCBI's taxonomy places the organism in Eukaryota, Metazoa, Chordata, Actinopteri, Gadiformes, Gadidae. The record is from RefSeq and is a predicted model, not a curated record.
CAGAAACGCGUGAAGAGGUGGGCGUUUAUGAACGUUGUCAACCAGGAAGGCGAUACCUUUCCUUCGCUGGAAAACAUUGAUCUCACACAGCCUACACCAGAAAAGAACACCCCGGAGUACCAGCAUGACUCUGUUUCAGAACUGGUCAGUUCUGCUUGACCUGAAAAGUCUGCCUUUUAAAGAGAGGAAGAAACUCCAAUCUGCAAUCAAAGAGAAUGGCGGCUGCAUGUCGUAUGUGGUUAAUAAACAGUGCUCUCUGGUUGUCAGUAGCGACGUUGCGUCCCUGAGCUCCAGCCGGUUCCGCAGUGUGCAGAAGCUUGGCACGCCUGUUGUCGGGCCGGACUAUGUCUCCCAGUGCCUUGAACAGGGAGUCCUCCUGCCCCUUGAUAUGUACAGGCUGGAGGUACCCUCUCCCGGACCGUCCUACCCCCCUCCUCAUCGUAUUUCUCCUCCACCCUCUCCUCCUCAUUGCACUGAGAAAGAAGCCAGACCAUUGGCCGUGCAGUGUGUAGACCCGCCCCCAGUUCUCAAAGCUGUCCAUCAGGCAGAGGAGACAGGGCAGCCUGAACGAGAUGGAAGAUUUUACACAGAGAAGGAUAGUGACCUUCCGACAUAUCCAGAAGACUUUCAAGUGGCCAAGUAUUCAAUCUUUAAAAAGGUGACGGGUGACGCCUGGUGUGUGGUGGAGCUGCAGAGCGUCAGAGUGGAGGGGGUGCAACGGUACCGGGUGGUCCGCUCCAGGAUGGAGAGCCAGGCGACUGGCCGGGUGAUCCAGUGGCUGGCCUUCCCCAGGAUCUCCACGGAGGCUGUGUACACGUACCUGUCCCUGAGGGAGGAACUGCAGGCCGAGGGGCUCCAGCCCCAGCUCCUCCUCCCUGUGGACGCCCCGGAGGAGCUGGGCUCCGCAGCCCUGAGGCUGCUGUUGCUGGAGGAGAGACUGAACACAGGAAGUCUGCCACAAGAAGUGGGGGUGUUUGUGGAGCUGCUCUGGGCCGAAGCCCUUGGUUGCCUCGACAACGUCCUCAGUGUCCCGGUCACCGACCUCAGCCUCAACGACGUGAGCAGGGCGGAGGGCCACCUGCUGCAGGCCCAGAGGCUGCUGAAGGAGGGCCGCCAGGCGGACGCCUCCACUGCUCUCAUGGAGCUCUACGCCCUGCUGCCCCACCGGGAGACUGCCCCCCCUGUCCCCACCGCCCGCCACCUCUCCCUGAAACUGGACCUAUGCCAGCUGAUCCGAGACAUGCUCAACGUCAGCGAGAUGAACCUGAGGUCGCCCGUGUCCCUCAGUGUGGGGAAGUACCGCUCCCUGAGGUGUGGCAUCGAAGUGGUUCCCCCGGAAACACCAGAGUUCCGGAGGGUUGUGGCCCGGCUGUCAGACAAGAAGGUGAAAGUACUGCAGGUUCUGCGUGUCAGUCGGUGGGAGGACCAACAGAUGUUCAAGAAAGAGGUUGGCAAUAUUAAGCCCCUCCUUCAUUCCUCGGCACCAAGCAACUUUAUGGGAAUACUAUCUCGUGGUCUGCUGCUUCCAUGUGUUGGAUCAGAGGAUCAUGGAAUAGAGCGGACGGACAUCGGGAACCUCGGCAGUGGAAUCUACUUCACCGACUCCAUGCGCACCAGUCUGAAGUACUCCAAGCCCAGCGAGGCCAGCGGCUCCAGGCUGGUCCUGGUGUGUGACGUGGCUCUGGGGCGCUGCCUGGAGGUCAGGAAGAAGCACCUCCGUCUGACCCAGCCCCCCGACACCUACCACAGUCUCCAUGGGCUCCGACACACCCCCGCCAACCACUCCCAGUUUGUGGAUGACGAGUACGUGGUGUACAGCACUGGGCAGGUGAUGCUCAGGUACGUGGUCCAGUUCACUGUAGAGGAGGACCGGCUCCGAGAGUUCACCCCUUCCAUUGAGACCUCCUUAUCACCGGCUCUAUACGACACCUGCCAAGAGUUUCACCUAGAGGUGAUGGAGUUGGAGAGUAAGAAGAACCCACUGGAUGAUGUCAGGGCUGGGCUGCAGGACGCCUCGGGCCAACAGCUCCCCCUGCAGGCAGUCCAUGUGAAGUGCAAGCUGAUGGACCUGCUCGCUCGGGUGAUCAUCUUCCAGAAAUACACCAAUCAGAGCAGUGUUCCAAUCGAGGCCAAGUACGUGUUCCCAUUGGAGGAGCGCGCGGCGGUGUGUGGCUUCGAGGCCUUCAUCAACGGGAAGCACGUGGUGGGACAGGUGAAGGAGAAAGAGCAGGCCCGGAAGGAGUACAAGCAAGCCAUACAGCAAGGAGACGGAGCCUACCUCAUGGACCAGGACGCCCCGGACGUGUUCACCAUCAGCGUGGGGAACCUGCCCCCUGGGGCCACCGUCCUCAUCAAGGUCACCUUCGUCUCCGAGCUCAUCGUCAGGGAUGGCUGUGUCCUCUUCUCACUUCCUGGUAGCGUGGCGCCAUGGCAACAGAGUGCGGCACUCAACCAGACCACGCAGGCCAGUGUGGAAAAGACAUGUGUGACUAAUGAUGCCGCCAGUUCCCGUGAGUUUAGCCUGCAGAUGUCCGUAGAGAUGCCCUAUGAGAUCCUGAGGUUGCAGUGCAGCACUCACAGAGUUCAGAUCAAGACAACAGCCUGUAAGGCGGUAGUUAACGUGCUCCCAGGUGAGGUGGUGGGGGCUGACGGCUUCCAGCUGUCAAUCACUCUUUCUAAGCUCCACCUCCCCAGGAUGUGGGUGGAGAAUCAUCCCGACAAGGACAGUCAGGCCUGCAUGCUGGUGUUCUACCCAGACUUCCCGGUGGGGGUUGGGGGUGUGGACGAGGUGGUGCUCCUGCUGGAUGCCUCUGAGUCCAUGGUGGAGGACGGGGCGGUGAACGCCAGAAGGAUCGCCCUGGAGGUUCUGAAGGCUCUGCCGCCCAGCACCAGGGUCAACGUGGUGUUCUUCGGGACAGAACAAACUGAGCUCUUCAUCUCUGCCAAGCCGCUCAGCCACGUCCUCCAACCAGCCAGAAAGUUUAUCCUGGCUACGCCACCAACAGGGGGCAGCACUGAGCUGUGGCGGCCCCUUAGGGCUCUCAGCCUGCUGCCUCCCUCACCUGGGCCCAGGAACCUGCUGCUGCUGUCAGACGGCCACAUCCAGAACCCCGGCCUCUGCCUCCAGCUGCUCCGGGACAACAACCAACACACCCGCCUCUUCACCUGUGGCCUCAGCUCAACAGCCAAUCAGCACAUGUUGCGAACCCUUGCACAAGCAGGGGGCGGAGCCUAUGAAAUGUUUGACACGAAAACCGAACACAACUGGAAAGAAAAGGUGGUGUCUCAGGUGAAGCGCAUGGGCUCCCCGGGCUGCAGCUCGGUGUCUGUAAAGUGGCAGCAGUUCAACCCCACAGCGCCCCCCCCUGUCCAGGCCCCCCAGCAGAUCCACUCCCUCUUCAACGACCACCACACGCUGGUGUAUGGCUUUGUCCCGCACUGCACACAGGCCCUUCUCCAUGGGAACCUGAGUGGGAUGGAGGUGGUCACCAUGGUUUCCACCAGCGAGCUGCAGAAGACCAGGGGCACGUUCCUUCACCAACUGACGGCGAGAGCGGUCAUCAGAGACUAUGAGAACGGAACGCUGUCCAUCGGUCAAGCUGAGCACGAGGGCAAGAAGGCGGAGCUUAAGUCGUUCAUCGUUGAGCUGAGCAAAGAGUUCUCCAUCCUGUCCCAGUUCACCAGCUUUGUGGCCAUCGAAAAGAGGGAUCCACAACGUCCAGAGGAGCCACAGCUCACAGACAUCUCUAAAAUAAUUGCAGAAGAAGAUGUGGACUUCCUGUCGUACAUGGGUUGGAACGAGGCAGAGGAGGCGGAGGAGGAGGGGGGAGAAGAGGAGGACAAGGGUUUGAUCAUGGAGGAGGAGAGCGGGGAUGAAGAGGAGGACCAAGAGGAGAAUGACGUAGAGGAUGAUGAAGAGGAGGAAGAGGGGUACGGAUUGUAUGGGGUUUGUUGCGGUACAGAAUUUAUUGACGAUUCCUUCGAUUCUCCUCCAUCUUCGCCUCUUGCACUCCUCAAGCAGAGUGCUGCCCCUGCUCCUCCCCCCCCACCAGCUCCCUCUGACUUCAAAGUUUGCAUGCAAAGAGCUGCCCCUCUUUCAGCACUGGAUGACGGCGAGGAUUAUGAAGAGGAGGAAGAGGGGAACGGAUUGCUUGAGUAUUGUAGCGCUGCAGAAUAUAUUGACGAUUCCUUCUAUUCUGCUCAAUCGUCUCAUGCACUCCUCCAGCAGAGUGCUGCCCCUCAACCUCGCCCCCCACCAGCUCCCUCUGACUUAACAGAUUGCAUGCGAAGUGAUGCCCCUCCUCCCCCAAUCUUUAGCAGGGCCCAGGUCAUUGUUGCACCUACUACUGAAAGAUUUGAACUUCGCUCCUACGUCAAAUGCAGUAAGCGUGCUGCCCCAUCUCCUCCCCCCGUCUUACGCAGGGGGAGGAGAUGGGGCAGCACUGUCCCCAACGUAUGGGGGCAGAGUGGUGCACCUCCUCCUACCCAAUCACAACCUUUCACUGAAACCCUCUUAUGCAGGGUUAGUGGUGCAUCUAUUCUUACCCAAUCACAACUUUCCUCUAUAACCCCCUUUGGCAGGCAGAGUGCUCCACCUCCUCCUAUCCCAUCACAACCUUUCUCUGGAACCGACUAUGGCAGGCAGAGUGCUCCACCUCCUCCUAUCCCAUCACAACCUUUCUCUGAAACCCCCUUUGGCAGGCAGAGUGGUGCACCUCCUCCUACCCAAUCACAAUCUUUCACUGAAACCAUCAGAUACUUGUUGACUGGUGUUCCUCCUCCUAGCCAAUCACAACUUUUCUCUAGAACCCCCUUUGGCAGGCACAGUGCUCCACCUCCUCCUAUCCCAUCGCAACCUUUCUCUGAAACCCCCUUUGGUAGGCAGAGUGGUGCACCCCCUCCUACCCAAUCACAACCUUUGACUGAAACCCUCUUAUGCAGGGAGAGCGGUGCACCUCCUCCUACCCAAUCACAACCUUUGACUGAAACCCUCUUAUGCAGGGAGAGAGGUGCACCUCCUCCUACCCAAUCACAACCCUUCUCUGAAAUCCCCUUUGGCAGGCAGAGUGGUGCACCUCCUCCUACCCAAUCACAACCUUUCUCUGAAACCCCCGUUGGCUGGCAGAGUGCUCCACUUCCUCCUGACCAAUACCAACCUUUCUCUGGAACCCUCUUUGGCUGGCAGAGUGGUGCUACUCCUCCUAUCCCAACACAACCUUUCUCUGGAACCCCCUUUGGCAGGCAGAGUGGUGCUACUCCUCCUAUCCCAUCACAACCUUUCUCUGGAACCCCCUUUGGCUGGCAGAGUGCUACUCCUCUUAUCCCAUCACAACCUUUAUCUGGAUUCGUCUGUGGCAGGCAGAGUGCUCCACCUCCUCCUAUCCCAUCACAACCUUUCUCUAGCUCCUCAUUAGACCAUGGUCAGACCAUGAUGUAUGAUCUCCCACCAGGUGUUCCCUUCAGCAGCCCCUUUAGCCUGCAGCGUGACGCACCUCCUGGACUACAACCCCAGUAUUUGUCUGCCCCUCCCUCAAAAAGGGGGGGUCAACUUAGAGCAAAGGCCGCAAUGAAAGUAGGUGCUCCACCUAGGGAGGGGGGGUCUUCUGAAUUUUGCAGGAGUCUACUGCGGAGGACAAUUGAAGAUCUUGAAACCGUCGUUCCAAGAGGUGUUGAGAAUGAUGUGAAUGAUGAGAUAAUCAGAAUGGAGCCUGAAAAAUCAACCACCAAGUGGACCAACAUCUUUCAAAUGCAAUGUUCAGAGGGCUACUGGGAGUGUUCUGUUGCACUGGGAGUGCUCCUGAAGAUGGAAAUCAAAUCAUUUGCCAACGUAUUCCUGAAGAGCAAGGGCAUCUGCUCACUAGGCGUGCGGGCGCGUGCGGACAUCCUGAGGCUGCUGGCGUCCCUGCUGGUGCUCCAGCUGAUGCGGCUGGAGGGUAUGGCUGAGGGGCGGCUGCUGAGGAAUCUGUUCAGCCUGGACACGCCCCCGGAGGCCAGGUCUCUGUCCUCACCGAGCACCCCGACACUACAGGGCCCUCCACUACUGUCCACCCCAACACUACAGGGCCCUCCACUACUGUCCACCCCAACACUACAGGGCCCUCCACUACUGUCCACCCCAACACUACAGGGCCCUCCACUACUGUCCACCCCAACACUACAGGGCCCUCCACUACUGUCCACCCCAACACUACAGGGCCCUCCACUACUGUCCACCCCAACACUACAGGGCCCUCCACUACUGUCCACCCCGACAAUACAGGGCCCUCCACUACUGUCCACCCCAACACUACAGGGCCCUCCACACCGGUCCACCCCAACACUACAGGGCCCUCCACACCGGUCCACCCCAACACUACAGGGCCCUCCACUACUGUCCACCCCAUCACUACAGGGCCCUCCACUACUGUCCACCCCAACACUACAGGGCCCUCCCCUCUGGUCCACCCCAACACUACAGGGCCCUCCACUACUGUCCACCCCAACACUACAGGGCUCUCCACUACUGUCCACCCCAACACUACAGGGCCCUCCACUACUGUCCACCCCAACACUACAGGGCCCUCCCCUCUGGUCCACCCCAACACUACAGGGCCCUCCACUACUGUACACCCCAACACUACAGGGCCCUCCACUACUGUCCACCCAGACCCCAGCACCAUCGCCGGUUUCUGUGGUUGAGUUUAUUUUCCUCAAAACAACAUUGUUCAAAAUAAGUAGACAGGCAUAAACAAUACAAACAAAACAAAACGAGGGGCUCAUACAGCUACCAGGUACAUCCCCCAAAUGAAUAGAGAGGUAAGUAAAUACUUCAAACUGAAAAGAUACUCUAGAAAAUGGAUAGAAAGAAUCUUAAAGGUCCCAUAUUGUACCACCAGGUGUGAGAGUGAUAUUGCCAUUACAAGCCGUUUUGAAAAUCUGCCUCUCGUGACAUCACAUGUGGGCUAAUCACACGCACACUUGGUGGUAUAAUAUGGGACCUUCAAAAAAAUGAAAGGGAAAAUCACACAUAACAUCAUGAUGAUCGGUUGGCCGACUCCCAGCCGAGCAGUGAUGCCAGGGUCCGCGGGGGAACCUGGUUGAAGCAUACACACUCCAUACAUGCGUAUUAGAAGGUGUGUUAUUGGUGUGUGCGGGCUAAGGCUCAAUAAGAAUGAGG